AUGGCCAAAGCACAAAGAAACAGCAUAGACUACAGCUCUAUAGAUGAUUUAUCACUUCCUCGUGGAGCAUCUAUAGUCCGGUAUAUGGAAGAGCAUGGCCCAAUUCAAGAACGGAGCAACAGUGAUUCCAAUUUAAACUUAAUCAGCCCACAGAGUUGGUCAAGUCUGUCUGUUGAUAAAACAGUUUUCUGGCUAAGGGAUGUCGGGAAAACUCCUGAUUCGAAAGUCCGUGUGGAGUGGGAUAUCAAGGAAGACGUCGGCGCCCAGGACUGGAUUGGACUCUUUUAUUCUGGUGAGGAGGAUGCUAAAAAAUUCUUAGAUUGCAAAAUCAGAGGAUCAAGCGGAGGUUCCACUGGUGCAAUUAUAUGGGAUUUGGAAGUUGUCGAGCAUUUAUUCACUGAGGCCAAGAAUUUGGUGUGUUUCAAGUACAUCAGUGGCAAUUCAGGUCAAGUGCUAGCUACCAGUACUCCUGUCACUGUGUUUAUAGUUAAGAAUGAUCUGAGGGCCCCAUUUCAAGUGUCAAGCAGUGAUGGAAAUGCUUAUGAUAAUGCACUUUAUUGUCUUACUAUUCAAGACUUGUAUGCUUCGAAUUUGAAAAAGGGCAUGAUUUUCAACUCUGACCCCUAUGUCAAGUUUCAAGUACUACCCCAUAGCCAGAGAGAUUGUAUACAAAAGCAUCAUUAUCGGGAAUACCGGUCCAGUGUUGCCUUCAACACAGCCAAUCCAUCUUGGCCAUCUGAAAAAUUCAAACUUGAAGUUCUAGUAACAGACCUGUUGGACAUUGAGGUGAAACACAAAUUCAGCAAAAGUAAACCCAUGAUGUCAAGAUUCCUUGGUCAUGCUACUAUUCCAGUUCAGAAUAUUGUUGACCGCAUAAGCACUGCACAACAAAAACCUGUUGACUUCAGACUUGAGCUGUUGAGAAAAGGCCCUUCUGAUAAUGUUAGUGGUGAGGUUGGAUUCAAAGCAAACAUCUACCUUCUGUUGCAACCCCUGAGUAACGAUGCCAGUACUUCUAAAGUCAAUGGUGGACUCCAGCGCCAAGCUUCCCUUCCCAGCACAUUGACCUGGGUGGAAGAUAGUGCUCCACGACCUUCACAGAUCCGUCACAGACAUACAGACCCAGGAUUGGCAGUGACAGAAGCAUUAAAUUUGUUGUCGCCUCGUGGGGUUAUCAGUGAGGAGCAGGAAGACAGUGACCUGGGAUCACCAGCAGACAGCAUUCAUAAAACCCAUACCAAGAAGGCCGCUUCCAAUAGCAAGCUAACUUCUGGCUCAGCAACUGUCUUCAGCGAGCCUGAUUCUACCUCGCUGAAUAGUGAAGGACAUUUGACUUCAAAUCCAGAGACUCCAUUGGAUAGUUCUGAUUCGGGGACAUCAGUCUCAGUGAUAUCCAGUUGUGAAAAUUCUGGUGGAUCCAUUCCUUCAGGAACUGUUGUACAGAGUGUUUACAAACCUUCACAUUUAGAAGCUUCUGAGACUUCCCAGUCUCUCACUCAAACUUUGCAGCCGUCAUCAGUUCAGCACAAUUGUGAUAAAACAGACGCCAUUAUUCCUGCCAUAGCAAAUGGACAGAUAGCAUGUGGUGACACUGUGGGUAGUCAUUCACACCUGAGUGAUUUGGACAUGUCCGUGCAGUCUGCUGGACUUGAAUAUUCCUUGUCAGGUCUUCGGAUUGAUGCACCCACACUUCCUCCAAGAACAUAUAAAGCUGCUGCCCCACCUGUACCCCCUAGGAUAAAUAAAGCAUCGGCACCUCCGAUCCCACCCAGGCAGGCAAUAGAAAAACCUAAACACAAAGGCACUGAACAUUCACGAUCAGCACUGGAACCGCCUCCACCACUCCCACCCCGAACAUACAGUCCAGUAGAGUUUCGUGAAGAAAUUGUAGAUGGGGUGGGCACAGCAGCAUCUGCUUCGUCUGACAUUUGCUCUUCGCGAGAACAAGAACUUUUUCCAUGGGGUACUCCAGCAGGUCCUGCCACUUCAAAUCUUUCUGGCACCCAUUCUAAAUCUUUGCAGCCAGAUGCCUCAGCUCCUUCAAGUAAUGUGUCUGCUGCAACUUUUCAUGAAAAUAACCAGCAAGCUUUGGUCACUGCAGCAAGUUCAACACUGUUGCCAGUAACUGAAACUAAUCUGGCAGAACUGCAGUUAGGACAUAGCGGACACAAGGCACCGUCUCGGUCUGGGGUAGACAUUUUACCAGGCUCGCGUGGUAGUCUAGCUCUUUCAACGGUCAGUGAACCUCCAGUCUUGACACUUGUAGGUCAGCCUGAUUCAUGCUAUCUAAAACGGCGAAGUGUUGAUGGCAUAGUCCAGUUAACUGGUUCGCAACCGCCACGUCUGUUCCCACGACAACGACAGUUGUCUACAGAAGAGCGCCAUCUGAACCGACAGCAGAUCAGCCAGCAUUUAGAGCAGUGGACUCGAUCCAGACAGACGUGUAAUCCAUCUAGUAUAUCUACACCUAAUGAUCAGCCAUCUCCACCACCUUAUGAACACGCCUCGCCUCAGCUGGUACCAGCCUCAACAUUUCCGCCAAAUGGGGUACCUCAAAGACAGGCAGACAGUACAGAUGGUCAUCCACACUCAGCUGGCAGAAGUGUUGCACAGUCUCAGGCACCCUCAUCUUUAAACGGUUCCACAUCUUCGUCUUCGACUUCAACUGCAAGAGAGCGAUCUGCUGAUAGAAGGACAAUAAGUGUCGAUGGCAGUGAGGUAUCAAACAAAAGGCCUGUCAAGUAUCAUAGAGUUGAUGACAGAGAUGAUGCCUUGCCUUCAGGAUGGGAGGCGAGAGUAGACAGUCAUGGGCGUAUAUUUUACAUUGACCAUGUGAACCGAACAACAACCUGGCAACGACCCCAAAUUGGCUUGCCUGCUGUGCAGAGGCGAACACUCAGCUCUGAACAAAGGCAGCAGCUCGAUCGCAGAUAUCAGAGCAUUCGUAGAACUAUGUCACAGAGUCAGCAGCAAGCAGAGGCGGAUAAUGCUCCUCCCGGAGAGCCCAGGGAUAUUACAGGUGCCAGUAACCAGCCAGACCAAAGCCCAAGUGCUGCUAGCCCUCCAGAGAGAGUAUCCGAGCGCUCAGAACGCAGUGUUUACAAACUUCCUGCUGUGAAAUUUUUGACACGACCAGAUUUUUUUCCCAUGUUGCAAGCUAACGAGAGCGCAAUGGUUGAUUACAACAGAAACAGCAAGCUGAAGCACAUGAUAACAAAAAUAAGGAGGGACCCAAAAACAUUUGAAAGAUAUCAGCACAAUAGAGACUUGGUAUCCUUUGUGAACCUGUUUUGUGAUACAUCGAAGGAACUUCCUCGACGCUGGGAAAUGAAAUAUGACAGAGCUGGCAAGGCUUUCUUCAUUGAUCAUGUUCUGCGUACAACAACAUUUAUGGAUCCUCGCCUUCCCACCGAUGUUCCCCUCAUCAAUCCAGACUUUCUGCAAAAUCCUGCUCCCCGCACAAGAGCUGUACGGACAGAAUUAGAGGCGCCUCUGCCACCUCCAAGACCAACACCUAAUGAUAACACAGCAGCAAUUCCCACUGCUUACAAUGAAAAAGUUGUGCUCUUCCUGCGCCAGCCGAAUGUGGAUGAGCUUCUCCGAGACAGAUGUCCACAGUUUGCUUCCAGUUCUAGUCUCCGAGACAAAAUUGCUAAAAUCUCAGCUCGUGGAGUGGAGAUGUUGGAGAGAUAUUCUAAUGACAUAGAUCUCACUCUCCUGUUAAGCCUUUUUGAGAAUGAGAUCAUGAGUUACGUGCCCCCUACAGUGUGUGCAAGAAACAACCAAGUCAUGGAGGCCACAAAUCAGGGAUCUCCGCAAGGCUCACCAGUUCAGCGCCUCCCCGGUCGGGUUCCAGCUCCUUACAAGCGAGACUUCCAGGCAAAGCUACGAAACUUUUACAAAAAAUUGGAAUCCAAAGGCUACGGGCAAGGUCCUGGAAAAUUAAAACUGACUGUAAGGAGAGACCAUGUUUUAGAGGAUGCUUUCAACAAAAUCAUGUCUACACCAAAGAAAGAACUUCAGAAAAACAAACUGUACAUUACUUUUGCUGGAGAGGAAGGUCUGGACUAUGGUGGCCCAUCAAGGGAGUUUUUCUUUUUGCUGUCCAGAGAGUUAUUCAACCCGUACUAUGGAUUGUUUGAAUACUCGGCAAAUGAUACUUACACAGUACAAGUCAGUCCAUUGUCCACGAUAGUAGAAAAUGCUCAUGAAUGGUUCAGAUUUUCUGGUCGUGUCCUGGGCCUGGCUUUAGUCCAUCAAUACCUGCUUGAUGCUUUCUUCACUCGACCAUUUUACAAGUCAUUGCUGAGAGUACCCUUGUCAUUGGAAGAUGUAGAAUCUCUUGACAUGGAGUUUCAUCAGAGCUUGUUGUGGAUCAAAGAUAACGAUAUCAGUGAAGUUGAUUUGGAUCUCACAUUUUCUGUCAGUGAAGAAGUCUUUGGACAGGUUACAGAACGUGAAUUGAAACCAAAUGGGAAAAAUAUUUCGGUAACAGAACGGAAUAAGAAAGAGUACAUUGAGAAGAUGGUGAAGUGGCGGCUAGAGCGAGGAGUCACAGAACAGACAGAGAGCCUUAUUCGUGGGUUUCACGAGGUUUUGGACGGACGACUUGUGUCGACGUUUGAUGCUCGUGAACUAGAACUGGUAAUCGCUGGUACAGUGGAGAUUGAUAUUACUGACUGGCGAAGAAACACAGACUACAGAUCAGGCUACCAUGACCAGCAUGCAGUGAUCCAGUGGUUUUGGGAAGCAAUCGAGAAGUUUGACAAUGAACGACAGCUAAGACUUCUCCAGUUUGUGACAGGAUCAUCAAGCAUUCCAUACGAAGGUUUCUCUGCUCUCAGGGGUAGCAACGGACCACGCAAAUUUUGUAUAGAGAAGUGGGGGAAGACAACUAGCCUCCCAAGGGCACACACUUGCUUCAAUAGGCUGGACCUGCCUCCUUAUACUUCCUUUGAAAUGCUGUUUGAAAAGUUGGUCAUGGCUGUGGAAGAGACCAGUACUUUUGGCAUCGACUGA
Candidula unifasciata is the source of this 5019-nucleotide messenger RNA. Lineage: Eukaryota; Metazoa; Mollusca; Gastropoda; Stylommatophora; Geomitridae. The record is from the annotation of a GenBank genome assembly.